Nilaparvata lugens (brown planthopper) is the source of this 1937-nucleotide messenger RNA. RefSeq lists its product as uncharacterized. The coding region runs from base 744 to 1385 and encodes 213 amino acids. NCBI's taxonomy places the organism in Eukaryota, Metazoa, Arthropoda, Insecta, Hemiptera, Delphacidae. The record is from RefSeq and is a predicted model, not a curated record. The transcript has 2 exons.
UCAGACUUCCACCUCUUCUAUCAGCACGAAAGGCAAUCAUCAAUCCUAUAAACAUGGACCAGCAAUGUUUCAAAUGGGCCAUCCUCGCCAAACAUGUACAAGGCAGUAAUCCUCAACGAGUCAAUGAGCGAUACCAUCAAUUGGAGGAGAGAUACAACUUUUCAGGCAUUGGAUUUCCCACUACCAUCAACCAAAUCGAUAUAUUUGAGAAAGAUAAUCCGGAGGUAUCAGUUAAUAUUUAUGGUGUGGAUGAGAAGAACGUUAUAUUUCCAAGAAGAGUUGGAAAUGCAAUAAAGGCAGAUCACUUUGAUCUUCUCCUCCUCUGUGAGAGUAGGGUUGAUGAUGAAAACAGCACCCUUGAGGAUGACAAUGAACAUAAAUCAAAUAGCCACUACUGCUACAUUAAAAAUUUUGAAAGACUUGUAAGAUCCCAACUCACAAAAUGUCAACAUAAAAUUAUCAUCUGCAGACGAUGUUUCACCCAUUACACCCUCGACAGAGAUGGAGAACGCAGGAUGGCUGAGCAUGAGGAGUAUUGUGCUAGCAAUAAUACAGCAAGAAUCAUCAUGCCACAGGUUGGAAAAGAUGGUAAACCUCCAACCUUGAAGUUUGAGAAACAUGUGCAAAAGUAAAGAGUACCUGUUGUAGCAUACGCCGAUUUUGAGUACAUCCUGGAGAAACCUGAUGAAGACAAUGAACAAUGGAUUGGUGAAGCUACUAAAGUUAUCCAGUAUCAUCGGGCAAUGAGUUAUUGCCUCUACUUUGUUAGAGAUAAGGACUUGCUUCCAUCAUGGCUGACAAUCACUAACCUAAUCCCUCAUGAGCCAAUUGUCUACAGGGGUCCUGAUGCUGCCAGACAUUUCAUGAAGACCCUCACCAUGUAUGCAAAAGAGUUAGAUGAGGCAAUUGACUGCAGGAAUAUCAAGUUGCUCCCACUAACCAAAAGAGAGCAAGCACAACAUAAUGCAGCCGACUUCUGUGAGGCCUGCAAUGAACGGUUCAAUGAAGAUAAGGUGUAUGACCAUUGUCAUAUAACUGGUAUCUACCGGAAUGCAUUAUGCCGUAAAUGCAACCUGCAGCGACAACGACAAUCAUUCAUACCAGUGUUUCUCCACAACUCAUCAAACUAUGAUACACACCUUAUUAUUCCAGAGCUGGGUAGAGAUAAGGAUCAGCUGUUUGUCAUCCCAAACUCGUUGGAAAAGUAUAUAUCAUUCACCAAACGAAUAUCUACAAAAAUGCACCUUCGAUUCAUCGAUACAUUCCGGUUUACACCUGAUAGUUUAGACAACCUGGUCGCUAACCUAGUCAAAUCAGCAUCGAAUCCAGGAGACUUGACCAAAGUGCUACCACAUACUGCCAAGGUGUUCACUGAGCAAAGCUGAUGAGAAGAGGUAUAUUCUAGAUGAUGGAAUUACAACUCUUGCAUAUGGACAUUACAAGAUCCUCACUCCAGCACACAAGGAUGAGGAGAAGGAGGAGGAGGAGGAGGAGGAGGAGGAGGAGGAGGAGGAGGAGAUGAUUGACUCUCAAGAAAUUCUCAAGGCAGCUAGCAGUACUACCACAACUAAACGUUUACAUUCCUCAUCACAUGAUGAGCUCAUUGAUAGAGUCAAUGAGGCAGCUAGCAGUACUAUCCCUGCUAAACGGUUAUGUUCCAUAUCAAAUGAUGAGCUAGCUGAUAUGAACAAUGACUAUGAAAUAGAUGGUGAUGCAUCUCAGUACAGCAUUCUGAAAAAAUUGUUCAAAGACUGAGUGGGAGGAUGAUAUCAUUUCUAGGAAUAGAUGAUGAUGUCAUUUCAUGUGUUAAGGAUAGUAUAAAAGGAGGAAGCAUUGUUCUAUUAUAUUCAGUCGAUGGAAAUCUUGUGAGAAGAAGUGUAAAGCAGUGAUUACAGUUUGUGCAAAGUUUUUACAGUGAUGGGUGAUCAAUCUCAUGU